Molecule: messenger RNA, 720 nt
Organism: Penicillium maclennaniae
Lineage: Eukaryota; Fungi; Ascomycota; Eurotiomycetes; Eurotiales; Aspergillaceae
Product: complex I NDUFA5 subunit family protein
Exons: 3
Coding region: 1-720 (239 amino acids)
Biological process (GO): respiratory electron transport chain
Source: RefSeq, a predicted model, not a curated record
AUGCGUCCUGCACUCCGGCUUCUGGCCAAUUCCAAGCCCCGGUACCUGGAGCCUUUCGCUCCUACCGGAUUGACCGGCCUCAACACUCACCCGAGCCCCCGUCCGACUUUGAUCUACUUGUACACAUCCACUCUUCAGAAGUUGCAGGCUUUCCCCGAGAACUCUGCCUACCGCAAGUCCGUCGAGGCUCUUAGCCGCCACCGACUUCAGAUUGUUGAGGCGCACAAGCCCACCGGUUUCGAUGCCUGGUUGGAGCGUGUGAAGAAGACCGUUGGUGCCGAGCCCGAGCGCUUUGCUCAACUCCAGCGUCCCGACGGCUCUUUCUCUUUUGUCGCCAAGCAGGAGGCCGAUUUUACCGAUGAACCCCGUGGCAUGGAAUGGGAUGGCGAGAAGAUCACCCUGGGAACUGAGGGUCCUGCCCGUACCGCUCAAGAAUCCGCUGAGUGGCACAAAAUCAUGGAGGAGGCUACCACAACGGCCGACAAGUCCGAGGCUGAUCACCAUGAGCUUUCUAUGAAGUGGGAGAACGAGCCUGCUCUGACCGCCGACCAAAUUUCUGCCAUUGAGAACGAGAUCGGCGCCGGUCUUAUUGAGGAGGUCAUUCAGGUUGCUGAGCACGAGCACGAGCUCGUUAACGAGAUGCACAAGAAGAAAGUUUGGGAGGAGUUGGAAGAGAAGCCCGCUCCUGGCCAGUGGUCUUACUUUGAGCGUGGUAACUGA